Messenger RNA from Eruca vesicaria subsp. sativa (arugula), 1397 nucleotides. NCBI's taxonomy places the organism in Eukaryota, Viridiplantae, Streptophyta, Magnoliopsida, Brassicales, Brassicaceae. The record is from the annotation of a GenBank genome assembly.
CGGGAAUAGAAGAAAAAAAAGUUGGGAACUUUCUCCGUGUAGUGAAUUUGAUAUCUGAAAGACUGAAACGGAAGAUGGCUUCGUCGUCGACUCCUAAAACCCUAAUGGAUUAUUUCCAACCUCCCAAACGCCACAAAGCUUCCUCCUUUCCCGCCGUUUCCGCCGCCACAGGGUCCCACAGUCUGGACUCCGCAGCAAAAUCGCCGCCUCGCGUAACCGUUUCCGACGACUCGUCUAGCCUCACACCAGACCAAAUCUCUCGCUCAGAGUUCAACAAAUCAGUAGCCAAAUCCAAACGCAUCCUCGCCCUCUGCUCCGAGAAGGUCACAAAAGCUAAAGAUGAAGGAAGAUGCUACGUGGCAUUGACUGAGCUCUUAGUUGAAGAAACAUGGCUUAAAGCUCUCCCUGGAGAAUUGGAUAAGCCUUACGCUAAGACCCUUUCUUGUUUCCUUGAAAGUGAGAUCGUAGCUGACAGUAAAAGUCCUCAAAUUUAUCCUCCUCAGGAAUUGGUUUUCAAUGCGCUUAAUACAACUCCUUUUGAUCGAGUCAAGGUUGUUAUUAUCGGACAGGAUCCUUACCAUGGACCUGGUCAAGCUAUGGGAUUGUCAUUCUCUGUGCCUGAAGGAGAGAAGCUUCCUUCUAGUCUUUUGAAUAUAUUUAAGGAGCUUCAUAAAGAUGUUGGUUGUAGUAUCCCUCGUCAUGGUGAUCUACAGAAAUGGGCUGUGCAGGGUGUUUUGCUGUUGAAUGCUGUUCUUACAGUAAGGAGUAAACAGCCUAACUCACAUGCAAAGAAAGGAUGGGAACAGUUCACUGAUGCUGUUAUUGGAAGUAUCUCACAGCAGAAGGAAGGUGUUGUCUUUCUCCUCUGGGGAAAAUACGCUCAAGAGAAAUCCAAGUUGAUAGAUGGGAAUAAGCAUCACAUUCUCACAGCAGCUCAUCCAUCUGGUUUGUCAGCGCAUAGAGGCUUCUUCAAUUGCAGGCAUUUCUCUCGAGCGAACCAGCUACUCGAGAAAAUGGGCACUCCCCCUAUAGACUGGCAGCUCUAACCUCUUAACCAGUGUUCAAGCCAGGAGGAAGUAAAGAGUGCUCUUCAGAAGCCCGCCAUUUUUUUCUGCAAUCUCUUUUGUGAAAUAUUGUGUUAUCAUGGAAGUCUAGACGACUAGCAUACGCUGCUAAAAGAUGUACUCGAGUAUGACUAAGUAGUUGUAAACUAUAUCUUCAUUGUGUACUCUUUGAAGAAUAGUGUAUUAUAUUAGUGCUGCUUAAUUGUAGAACUUCCUUGUUGCCACGAAGUAUGGAGAAGUUAGAAAGUAUUGAUUGGUGGGAUUAGUUAUAAGUAUGUACAUAUGCGUGAAAGAUAGCUGGCAGCUUUGAGCUGCAAUUAAACGCAGUUUUGA